AUGGCUUAUGGCUGGUGCGCCCUGGGGGCAACGGGCCAACCUGGAAACGGCCCUUCUCAGGGCCAAAGCGAUAAAGGCUCUUUUCAGAGCCCACCGGAGUGGGACGAUGGCAAAGGGAUGCUGGCGAAGGGCAUCUUGCGAUUGAGGGGUGGCGGUUCGCCGUCACGUGACUCGAAGGGUCGAUUUACCCGUGGACCAACACCGACAGGGCUGGAGACCGGGGAGACUUCGACGGCGGCCGCAGCGACUCAUUCUGAGGCUGCCAUGCAACCGACUGUGCGGGUGACUCGGCUGCCUGACAAUACUGCAGGACACAGGGCACCUAAAGUGGGGGCCAAAAGGGUCCACCCCAAGGACGAGGAGCAGGUACUCGAAAACGAGCCACCGAAGAUAAAUUCGGCUCGGAGAGGAAGAAAGGCUGGUGGGGCGGGGGCAGUUGCCCCUCGCCUCAAAUUGAAGAACUCAGCUCGAGUGGGGACAAAGGCUGCUGGUAACUACGUUGGGUUAUCGGCAGCCCGCAAUAAGUUGCGUAACAGCGUGGGCCCAGAUACCGACCAGGAGGGUGAAGAGUACAUGGACGACGGCGACCGCUGGAGUGAGAGUCGAGCCUCCUCGGACUCGGAGGACACCAGGCCAAACCCCAUUACAGAGGUCUUACAGGAGGACAAGACCUUGGUCCUGGAAUUCACGGAGGGGCAAAUUAUUGAGGAAGUUUGCACAGAAGCUAAAAAUGUGCUAGAAGAGGCCCGCAGGUCCGGGAAUUUAAAUGGUCAGGUCCACGGCCGGAUUAAUGCCUCAUGUCGCCGCAUUAUACAGGCCAUGCAGGAAUUACAGUCCCGUGAGGAGGGGGAGGAGCUGCGUAUCCUCAAAGCGGACAAUAGGAGGAUGAAGCAGCAGCUCGCGCAACUCCAAUCGGAGACGAAAGCGCUGAGGAAAGCUUACUCCGAAAGAAACAGGACAGGGAAAGCUAAAGCGGUAGCACCAGCAACGGCACUAGAGGCACAUCAGUUGCCAGAGAUAGUUGCGUCAGUUUUUGAGGAGUUCAAGGAGGACUUGAAGAAGGAACUCUUCACCUCCUUGGGCAAUAUGAUCAAUGUGCGAAUAGGAGAGGUGAGAGCCCUUCUUCCCCCUGCGCCGACGCUCCGCCCGCCUCUAGCGGCGGACCGAAAGAAGGCAGCUGCGGCUACUACCACAACAGUCCCUCCUAUGGCUCGACUGAAUAAUCUGCCGGAUGACCCAUGGACUCCGUUGCCUGUUCCUGCUCCGGUCCCUGCUCCCGUAGCGAGGCCCAGGAAAAUAGCGCAACAAUCCCUAGCGUCAACAGGGUCAACGCUUAUGCCUCCUGCGAGAGCCGCACCUGGCCCAAAAGUGCCGAGGAGAAAACAGGUGGCCACCGAGCAGGUAUCCCAGAUGGCUCCUCCUCCUCCCCAGAACACUGAGGCAUGGACGGAAGUCAAGAGGAAGAAACGCCCUCAAUCGAAGAAGGCUAAGGCGACCAAGCCGCCAAACCCGGCACCGCGAAAGAAGUUGCCGGUACCAAAGUCCGCUGCGAUUGUAGUGGCACUGAAGCCGGGUGUGGAGGCAUCGUACGCCUCUGUUAUGGCCAAGGCAACCACGUCACUCAAGCUGGCGGAGGUCGGGCUUGAGCACGUGACGAUGCGGAAGACGGCAGACGGCGCCCGCAUCAUCGAAAUUCCUGGGGCCGACAAUAGUAGGGCGGCUGAUGAUCUCCGCGACAAAAUCGAGGGACUCGUUGGAGACGUAGCGAGGGUUUACAGACCGGUUAAAAUGGCUAAAAUACAGGUGGCCGGUCUGGACGAGACAGCUACCCCAGAGUUGGUGGCGGCCGCGGUAAUAGCAAAGGGAGGCUGCCCCAAGGAGCAGGUCAAGGUGAGGAAUAUACGGAUGGUACGGAUCGGGGGUGGAUUGGCUCUUGUGCAAUGUCCGGUUACGGUCGCUAACGUCCUCAUAGCGGCUGGCCGUCUCACGGUGGGGUGGGCAUCUGCCCAAAUUCGAGCAUUGAGCGUGGAGCCCAUGCGCUGUUAUAAGUGUAUGGGCACCGGUCAUACGAGGGCAACCUGCCCCUCGCUUGUGGACAGGAGCGAGCUCUGCUACAGGUGUAGCAAGCCUGGGCAUAAAGUGGCGGAAUGCAGGGCGGAGCCGUUCUGCGCGGUUUGCCAUCAGGCCAAGCGCCCACACAGGCACCACAUGGGAGGAAAGGGAUGCUCCCCGCCUAAAGCCAGAGGCCUCGACACCCCCGCACGGACCCCGGAGGCACCAUCACCGGCGCCAGCAAAGGGGGAGACACCAAUGGAGGGUAUUAGCGCAACGCCGUAA
This is a messenger RNA of Cydia pomonella (codling moth), 2337 nucleotides long. RefSeq lists its product as uncharacterized. NCBI's taxonomy places the organism in Eukaryota, Metazoa, Arthropoda, Insecta, Lepidoptera, Tortricidae. Gene Ontology annotation, molecular function: zinc ion binding; nucleic acid binding. The transcript is spliced from 2 exons. The coding region runs from base 1 to 2337 and encodes 778 amino acids. The record is from RefSeq and is a predicted model, not a curated record.